CCCUCUCAAUAUUCACUGGCUGUCACAGCAAAGCGGUUCCAGGACGAGCACUAGCAGCGAUUCACUUUGUACGGCGCUUCACCUUUUCUCUGUUCCGUCUACAUCCCGCAGACAUGGAUCUGGAGGUGCUAAUGCACACGGCGCUCUUGCUUCCCAUCCUCCCCGCGUUUGCGCUCUAGCUGUGCGCUCCCGGCCCGUGGCACGUCCCGCUACUGACCAAGAGGAGACUGUUAUUUAUUUCUGAGACAACACUGUGUAGCAGAGAGGGGGACAGAUCGUAGAGACCGAGCAGCAGAGAGGGGACCACACAAUCGUGACAGCAAAGGGCCGUUUCAGGAUUUCAGGCGACUGAGCGGCUUGUUGUGUCCUCCUCCAUCAUGGCGAGUGACUCUCCAGCUCGGAGUCUGGACGAGAUCGACCUGUCCGCUUUGAGGGAUCCGGCUGGUAUCUUUGAGCUGGUUGAGCUGGUGGGAAAUGGCACAUAUGGACAGGUGUACAAGGGUCGCCAUGUUAAGACGGGGCAGCUCGCAGCCAUCAAGGUCAUGGAUGUCACCGGGGACGAGGAAGAGGAGAUUAAAGCGGAAAUUAACAUGCUGAAGAAGUACAGCCACCAUCGGAACAUCGCCACCUACUAUGGAGCCUUCAUCAAGAAAAACCCCCCUGGCAUAGAUGACCAGCUAUGGCUGGUCAUGGAGUUCUGUGGCGCCGGCUCAGUGACGGACUUGAUCAAGAACACCAAGGGAAACUCUCUGAAGGAGGAGUGGAUCGCUUACAUCUGCCGGGAGAUUCUCAGGGGUCUGACUCAUCUCCAUCACCACAAGGUCAUCCACAGAGACAUCAAGGGACAGAACGUCCUGCUGACUGAGAACGCAGAGGUCAAACUAGUGGACUUUGGCGUUUCAGCCCAGUUAGACAGAACGGUCGGACGGAGGAACACAUUUAUCGGGACGCCUUAUUGGAUGGCACCAGAGGUCAUCGCCUGUGACGAGAACCCUGAAGCCACGUACGACUUCAAGAGUGAUUUAUGGUCACUGGGAAUCACAGCAAUCGAGAUGGCUGAAGGAGCCCCACCGCUGUGUGACAUGCAUCCAAUGAGAGCCCUCUUCCUCAUCCCGCGCAACCCCGCCCCCAGACUCAAGUCAAAGAAGUGGUCUAAGAAGUUCCAGUCAUUCAUAGAGAGCUGUUUGGUGAAGAACCACGGCCAGAGACCCAGCACAGAGCAGCUCCUCAAACACCCGUUCAUCAGAGACCUGCCCAACGAGAGGCAGAUCCGCAUCCAGCUGAAGGACCACAUCGACCGCACCAAGAAGAAGAGGGGAGAGAGGGACGAGACUGAGUACGAGUACAGUGGCAGUGAAGAGGAGGAUGAAGAAAGAGAAAUGGGAGAACCGAGCUCCAUCAUCAACGUCCCCGGAGAGUCGACCCUGAGGCGGGACUUCCUGCGCCUCCAGCUGGCCAAUAAGGAGCGCUCGGAAGCGCAGCGGCGGCAGCAGCUGGAGCAACAGCAGAAUGAGGAGCACAAACGCUUACUGUUGGCUGAGAGACAGAAACGCAUCGAGGAGCAGAAGGAGCAGAGAAGGCGGCUGGAGGAGCAGCAGCAGCGAGAGCGCGAGCUGAGGAAACAGCACGAGAGGGAACAGAGGAGGCGCUACGAGGAAAUGGAGCAGCUCCGCAGAGAGGAGGAGAGGAGGCAUGCAGAGAGAGAACAGGAGUAUAUCCGUAGACAGCUGGAAGACGAACAGAGGCAGUUAGAGAUUCUCCAGCAGCAGCUACUACAGGAACAGGCAUUACUGAUGGAGUACAAACGUAAGCAGGUAGAAGAGCAGAGGCAGGCAGAGAGGCUACAGAGGCAGCUCCAACAGGAGAGAGCCUACCUGGUGUCUCUACAGCAGCAGCAGCAACAACAGCAGCAGCAGCAGCAGCAGCAGGAGGGAAGGCAAGCAGAGAAGACGCCGCUUUACCACUACAAGGACAUCAUCAAUCCUAAUGACAAGCCUGCCUGGGCUAAAGAGGUCCUGAAGCAGCAGCAUGUUCAGGGUAACCCGCCCCGCUCCCAACUACAACAUCACCAGUCAUUCAACCAACCGGCUUCCUCCCCUGCCUCUCACCGCCGACACAGAGAUCAGGUCCCUAGGCGAACCCCAUCCCAUGGUGCCCAGCUCCUCCCCACCCACCUCCCCCAAAUUUGUAUCUCAGUGGACCAAAGAGAACCCCUAGAUCCGGAGCUCAAGCAAGAGAUAAGUCAGCAGGUCAGAGAGUUUAGGGCUCAGAAACUCUGUCAGAGGGGCCGCAGCCCGGGGCUCAGUCAUAAAGAGCAUUCUAGUCAAGGGUCAGUCAGCCAGUCUAAUGCAGUACCCAACCCUUAUCACCUGGGACCUAGAAAUCAGAAUGAGAAGCCUAGAGACAGGCCUCUCUCUGCCCCCAGUCAGGCAGCCUUCCACGGGUUAGUGUCUCGGGACCAACACCUUAAUGCCCUUCAACCUCAUUCUCAGUCCCCAGGACAGGUCCAGAGUCCCCAGUCUGGAUCUAUCUCUGUUCCCAUCCCUGCGAUCAAUCUGGUGGAGGAGCGAUCUAAGCUGAACAGACAGAGCUCCCCAGCACUGCAGCACAAAGUCUCCAACCGCAUCUCCGACCCCUCCCUCCCUCCCCGCUCCGAGUCCUUCAGCAGCGGCGCCAUGCAACCCGCCCGCACCCCACCCAUCCACCGCUCCAUCGAACCACAGAUGGCUCUCCUUGUUCCAGUGAAGACCCACUCCGGCUCCAUGUCUGGUUCUCAGUCUCUGCAGGACCAGACGGGCUCAGCUCUGAGUGAAGGCGUCAGCAUGGGCUCCCCGAGGCCCGAGAUGCCCCGCCAGAACUCAGACCCCACUUCUGACACCCCCGGACCCCCACAACGCGUCCCAGGCAGGGAGGAACGGGACAGAGACAGGGAUCGGGACAGGACCGCCUGGCUGAGAGAGGAGGACAUGCCACCCAAGGUCCCUCAGAGGACCACUUCCAUCUCCCCAGCCUUGGUCAGGAAGAACUCCCCUAAUGGAGGAGUGGGUCUGGGCCCUCGCACAGGUUCUCAACUCAUACGGGCCAGUAACCCAGACCUGCGGCGCUCAGAGCUCUCUCUGGACGCCAUGCUGCAAAGAACUUCCUCCAACUCGUCGUCCUCCUCCUCCCCUUCGUCACAGGGAGGCUCGGCCGAGAGGAAAGGUCAAGCCAAGCAGGAAGGAUCCCCUCCAGGAGCCAAUCAGGAGGCAAAGCCAAAACAGGAGGAGGGCCGUGAAUCGGCGAGACCCAGCAGACCUGCAGACCUAAGUGCAUUGGCUAAGGAACUCAGAGAAUUGAGGGUAGAGGAGGGAAGCAGACCUCCAGUCAAGGUGACGGACUACUCGUCCUCUAGUGAAGAUUCAGAGAGCAGCGAUGAUGACGGGGAGACAGUGGGGCAUGAUGGGACUGUUGCUGUUAGCGACAUCCCCCGCAUCAUGCCGGCAGUGCAGGGCAGCAGUGAGUCGUACGGAGGGCUGACAGAAGGCUCUCUGGGAGAUGCCUAUAAUAGCUCCAAGGACGGCACUCUGGUGAUGAGAGAGGGAGAGGAGAGGAGGAGAGGAGGCCACACUGAGAGUAAUGGGUUCGGGAAUCUCCCUGACCUGGUGCAGCAGAGCAACUCUCCCUCUGCCACACCCACCUCAGCCCUGCAGGAACUGGGCGACAUGGCUGAGUUUGGUCUGGGCGGGUCCAAAGCGUCCUUCACUCCAUUUGUUGACCCACGUGUGUAUCAAACCUCCCCAAGUGAAAACGACGACGACGACGAUAACUCAUCGGAAGCCAUGUUUGCUAAUGAGCUGAUGAGGCAGGAGCAGGCCAGACUAAACGAAGCCAGAAAGAUCUCAGUGGUUAACGUAAACCCCACCAACAUCAGACCCCACAGUGACACGCCGGAGAUCCGCAAAUACAAGAAACGCUUCAACUCUGAGAUCCUGUGUGCUGCACUCUGGGGUGUGAACCUGCUGGUGGGGACCGAGAAUGGUCUUAUGCUGCUUGACCGAAGUGGGCAGGGAAAAGUCUAUAACCUGAUCACCAGACGGCGCUUCCUACAGAUGGAUGUGCUGGAGGGGCUCAAUGUUCUCGUCACCAUAUCUGGGAAAAAGAAUAAGUUGCGUGUCUACUACUUGUCCUGGCUGAGGAACAGAAUAUUACACAAUGACCCGGAAGUAGAGAAGAAGCAGGGCUGGAUCACAGUUGGCGAACUGGAGGGCUGUGUGCAUUAUAAAGUUGUAAAAUAUGAGAGGAUUAAGUUCCUGGUGAUUGCUCUGAAGAACUCUGUGGAAAUCUAUGCCUGGGCUCCCAAACCCUACCACAAGUUCAUGGCCUUUAAGUCAUUCACUGAUCUGCAGCACCGUCCACAGCUGGUUGACCUGACGGUGGAGGAAGGUCAGAGGUUAAAGGUCAUCUAUGGCUCCAGUGUGGGCUUCCAUGUCAUCGACGUGGAUUCAGGCAACCCUUACGACAUCUACAUCCCCUCGCAUAUCCAGAGCCAGGUGACGCCCCAUUCCAUCGUGGUGCUCCCUAAAACUGACGGAAUGGAGAUGCUGCUGUGUUACGAGGACGAAGGCGUCUACGUCAACACCUACGGGCGAAUCACCAAGGACGUGGUGCUACAGUGGGGAGAGAUGCCUACCUCUGUUGCCUAUAUCCACUCUAAUCAGAUUAUGGGCUGGGGCGAGAAAGCCAUAGAGAUCCGCUCUGUGGAGACGGGUCACCUGGACGGAGUCUUUAUGCACAAGAGAGCCCAGAGACUCAAGUUCCUUUGUGAGCGUAACGACAAGGUAUUCUUUGCAUCGGUGCGUUCGGGAGGUAGCAGCCAAGUCUUCUUCAUGACCCUCAACAGAAACUCUAUGAUGAACUGGUGAUGGCCACUGUCCACUCUGCCUCACUCCCCCAUUGGCCCGCCCGGCGACCCGUUGGCCCACGGCACAUCUCACAAAUGAACCCCAUUGACCGAGAGGCCACAGUGAACUCUUUCAACACUGGAGAGACUAGAAUCUCAUAGAGAAAAAAAAAAGUUAUCGUAGAGAAAAACAGCAAAGACCUGUCCUAAAUAAAAAGACAUGUUACCCUAGAUUAUGUCGGGUCAUGCAGAAGCCAUCGUUACUCAACUGACUGGCAAACUGGUGCCACUGACUUUCCAAAUAUUCUCUUCCUCUGUCUCCGUCUGUGACUCUUCUCCCUUGUUGUCCGUGUCUUCUCUCCAAACGGACCAGUUCAUUCAAGUGUUCCACACCUGCCUCCUUCUGUCCAUCCUCUGCCUCCCUUCGUCCCCCCUUCUUAAUACUCCUCCCGGGUAGAUCUAGUCAUCACUUUUUCAAUCCUUUGACACCCAUGUCCUCCAUUUUCCCCUCCACUUCCUAUCUGCCUUUUUUUGGGCUCAUUCCUGGAGAACUUACACCUCAGAGGUCACAGGAAUAGAUGAAUAGAUUUAAUAUAAAUUCAAAUAUGUACUGAAUAUGACAGCGUGUGCAUUGAGGGCAGCCGAGGGAUGACAAAUCUACUCUGGAUGUCGGCAGUGAAAGCGGACAGCAUGAUUGAUUUUCUUACUCCUUUGUCACUCCCUUCCGCCUCCUCCUCCUCCACUUCCUCCUCUCGCCAUCUUUUCAGGCCGUGAGUAAACGGAAUUGUAAUUUAGUGUUCGAUCGCAUUUCUCUGACAGAGAUGCGGUGAGACAAUCACUGUCCCAGGCGGGUGGUCCCAGUAUGCAAAGAUGAUGUCUCUGUCCCUUUAAAAUGAAAUCGCUGGUCCAUUCCUCUUUCCCUCCUCCUGUCCUCCCCCUCCCAUCAUCACCAGUCUCAUCGCCCUGUUUUCACUCUUACGUCUUUAAACUCUGAAGGUGCUGCAUCAAAAAUACUGUAAUAUUAAAUGAACAAUGAGAGCGUCAUUCUGUUCAUCCUUUUCUUUUCCUUUUUCCAGUUCAUUUAAUUUUCUGUGGCUGAGUCUGUCAGUCUUUGAAGCGUGAUUUAAAUGUACAGCACAUCUGUGUUUCUGAAAUCAGGAGUGUAUGUUGGUGUGUGUGUGUGUGAGUGUGUGUAUGCAUAAGUGUGUGUGUGUGUGUGUGUGUGUGUGUGUUUGACUUGAUGUUGAAAUGAGUCCCAUUCAAAUCAAGUUUGAAUCAAAGUGGAACAUUGAAAUCGAUGGCCAGACAAAGAGUGGAGAAAUUCAGUUUCUGUGCGUGAACUUUUGCCUGAAUGCGAUCAAAGCAACAUUGAGUUUGUUUACAAUGCAGAAUUAAGAUAUUAUCUUCUUAGUAUGAAGUUUAUGAGUUGGUGUGUCUGAACACCAAGACGUUAAAGAUAGGCAAUAUUAGUGGUUGAUUUUUUUGAGUGUUUUUCUGUCUCCUUUAACACAGUAUUGUUUUUGGCUAUUCACAAAUACAGCCAUGCUGCUGUAGGGAAUAUGAAGAUGCUUAUCCUGAAUACAACCUCAACAGGAUCUGAGCUGCAAUCCCGAAUAUUGUGUGCAUGUGAAAGAUCUCAUCGUUGAAAGCUGUGGUGUCCUUUUUUAAAUCAUGCUCUUCCCUGAUUGGUUCUUCUGGCUCCUACCUGUUUGUACAGUGCCUAGCAUGAUGUAAGCAAAACAAAAAUGGAGGCCAAAAGAUUACCGCUCACGUUAUAACUAAUCAUUUUAUUGCCUAUUUUAUUACGGUUAAUUUACACUGGGGUUUUUUUUGUGUGUUAUCGGCUAACUUUAACACAUUGCUGAUGUUAUUUGUCUCUUCUAAUGGAGAUGUACAUUAACACAUUCAAUACUUGAUUUAUUCUUUGAAAGGAGUAACUGAAUAUGGUACGAUAAAACCAUUUAAUUUCUUUCUAAAUUCUUAGUCGAUCAUUAAUACAUACUGUUUUACAUUUAUAACACUACUGAGGGUGGACUAGUUCAUGCUUACCCAUCCACAUUGGAGAGCACUGUCUUUUUUUUCCUGGUGGAUAAAACUAGACUCAUUCCCCGAUGAUGUAAAGGUCAUUUAAAUCCAGUUGUUUCUGUUACAUAAUUUUUAAAAAUGAUAUUGUAUUUUCAAGGACUUUUUACAUAUCUACACAGUAGCUGUUCCUGUGCAGCUGCGAGUCAGGUUCAUCAAACUCUGUAAGGGGGUAGCAGGCUGACAUUUUAGCAAUAAAGAGCCGAGCUGAAGAAAACCACCGUCUUCCCUGUGUGUGUGCACGCAUGCAUCUGUGUGUAUGAUUGAUAAGCGAGCGUGAAUGGGACAUUUAAACUAUGUUUGUCCAUCACGGAAUUCACUCUUCCCAUUGGAAAAGGCUGACUGUCAUUACACUGAGGACUCUCCUUUCAAAGACGAAACCACUGUAUUCUUUAUUCUGUUUAUUUCUUGUUUUCUUUGUUUUGAAAGAGCAUUACUAAUGUCCUGUUUUGGGAUUUAUUUGUUUUGUAAAAGAGAUGCUGUAUGAGAUAAAUAAAUUAAACUAGAGCAUUAUG
Molecule: messenger RNA, 7476 nt
Organism: Cottoperca gobio
Lineage: Eukaryota; Metazoa; Chordata; Actinopteri; Perciformes; Bovichtidae
Gene: tnika
Product: TRAF2 and NCK interacting kinase a
Exons: 34
Coding region: 378-4901 (1507 amino acids)
Biological process (GO): protein phosphorylation
Cellular component (GO): cytosol
Molecular function (GO): protein kinase activity; ATP binding
Source: RefSeq, a predicted model, not a curated record